Molecule: messenger RNA, 792 nt
Organism: Brachypodium distachyon (stiff brome)
Lineage: Eukaryota; Viridiplantae; Streptophyta; Magnoliopsida; Poales; Poaceae
Exons: 1
Coding region: 197-592 (131 amino acids)
Source: RefSeq, a predicted model, not a curated record
CCAGUUAAAGGCCCAAACAGUCCAGGGAGAGUAGCUGAGGCUCAACCAAGUGCCGCAGGUCCAACUACUCUCGCGCCAAAUCCUCUUCUUCCACCCAAAACACAAACCCAACAACUCCUCUAGCUCUACUCCCUGCUCUCCGCUGCAUAUACACCUCCUCUGCAGCUCUGCUCUUCUCCGAACCAACCAACCAGCAAUGGCGUCCCCCUUCCCGUCGCUGGCCAGCCUCCUAGCCCCCCGCCCGGUGCUCCUCUACGCGGCCACGUGGACCGCGGUGGCCACCAUGGCCGUGGCCGUGGCGGCAUUCGCACCGGAGCUCGCCUUUGUCUGGGGCGUCGCGCCGGGGGCGCCGCUCACCGCAGCGUGCCCCAUGGACGAUGGCGGCGGAAGCAUCGGGCUGCCGCUCGACGGGCCGCCAUGGGACGCCGUCUGCGUGCCCGCGGCCCUCUUCGGCCGGGCCAUCCCGGAUGUGCUGGUCCCGCUCGUCUUCGCCAUCACUGUCGUUGCCAGCGCCCUCGGCUUCACCACCGCCGUUGGUGUCUGGGAGGAGGACGACGAAGACGAUCAAGAAGGCCAUGCUGGACAAGUCUAGCCUAUGAAUGAUAACAUCGUGUACGAUCUUCUUUUUCUCGGUCUCUGAUGUAUGUUUUCAGUGGCAAAAAUACAAAGGUUUCUGAAAGUUGAAGAAAUACUAGUUUCAGCAUCUAGUUUUGAUCGAGAACAGGCUGGCAAAUAUAUGUAUUGGAGAAACAGUACUGUAUAUAUUAACAAGAGCACAGAUGGUUGAUCUUA